Messenger RNA from Wasmannia auropunctata (little fire ant), 1745 nucleotides. RefSeq names its product probable kinetochore protein nuf2. The record is from RefSeq and is a predicted model, not a curated record. Gene Ontology annotation, cellular component: kinetochore; Ndc80 complex. Lineage: Eukaryota; Metazoa; Arthropoda; Insecta; Hymenoptera; Formicidae. The coding region runs from base 264 to 1535 and encodes 423 amino acids. The transcript has 9 exons.
CUUCUAUCUCGCUUGCACUAAUUCGUUAGAUGUAUAUCUGUUUCAUUUUAAGUGCAAAGAGUGUACUCUAUAAAGAAUGAACAGAUCGUAGGACUGCGCACGUUUCACUAUCGUUAGGUUUAGUGGGGGAUUCAAAACUUCAGAACGUUAACCACGGCAUGUAUUGUAGACGUUACGAGGCGUCAACAAACGUGCUACUCCGGAGAGUGAAGAGAAUUUCACGGUUUUUUUCGGGGCACGGAUAACGCGUUUGAUCGAUCAUCAUGGAUCUGGCAAUCGAAAAACUUCACCGUACUCUACUGGACGCGGCAUUGCCAUCGACUGUUGAAGAUCUUAAAAAUGCAACAGAGGAUUAUGUCGUGAAUCUGUUAACAACAUUCUUAUCACGUUUCGAAAUCAAUAUGAGCUUGAUUGAUCAGCCAAUUCCAGAACAACUUAUCGCUAUGCCUUAUUACGAGGAUUCUGAUGUGAUAAAUCUCAUUAAUUUACACACAGUUGUGACACGGAUAUUUGACAAGAUAUUUCUACAUGACUUUUGUCUUAGUGACAUCACUAGCCCAGGACAGAAACGAUUUAGAAAGCAAGUGAAAUUUCUUUCUAACUUUGUAUUGUAUACAAUACAUAAGAAGUCAGGAUUUAAUGACAAGAUGGAUCAAAUCCAGACUAUGUCUAAACUACUGGAAGAUGCGAAAGAAAGAAAGGCUCAAGUUGCAGAGUCUAUUAAUAAUAAACUUAUGCACAAAGCGAAGCAGUUGUCCAUAAUAGAAAAGCUAGAGAAUGAGAUACAAUGUAUACAAUCAAAAGCGGACAAAAUUAAUAAGAAGGAGGCAGAGCUUGAAAGAAUAAAAAGCGAAGUAGAACAGAAAAAUCAAAAGGCUAAAGAACGUUGUGGCUCCGUUAGGACGAAAGCAGGAAAGCUGUCCAAGUUGAUAAAUGAAGUACGGUCACAAGUUGUACAGUCACCAAAAAAGUAUCAAUCUCGUUUAGACGAAAUUGAGAAGCAACAUAAAUCAAAAGUAGAGGAACGCGAUAUAAUGCAGGAAGCCAUCCAAGAAAAGAAACAGUCUAUAAAACAAAUCGAGGAGAAACUGAAUCUUGUCCAAAGAAUAACUGACGACUUUCGUGUAUUAGCAGAUAUAUAUAAAGAGCAGAAAGACAAGAAAACAAAAUUAAACAAUGUUACAAAAGCAACUGACUCCUUAAACAAUAAUUUGAAAGAAUCAAAAACAAAAUUAGCAAUACAUAACGAUCAAAUGGACAGUGAAAAGAAAAAAUUACAAAUCUAUAUUGAAGAAGACAUGAUGCCAUUGCAUACCCUGCACAUCCAAGUAUUGAGUGAAAAGAAGAUACUGAAAACCAAAUUAGAUAAAGAUCGAGAUUGUUUCAAUGAAAAAUGUUUAAGACGAAACAAAUUACAAACCGAAAUUAAGAAAAUAGAGGAAGAAACGACAGAUCUAAUAAAAAAUGCUCAGGAAUGCUAUGACAACGAUAUAGCUAAUGAGAUUGAAUUACAGAAAGCUUGGAGAGAAGAGUAAUUACAAGACGUUGAUUUUCUAUAAUUAUGUCUAAAUUAAGCAAUUAUUAAAUUAUGUUUUAAAUACAUAUAUUUUAUAAAAUAAAACGAUCUAAAAAUCUUUUUCUAUUCGCUCUUGCUUUCUAUUAAGAUACUACCAAUAAAACUUAGAAUAAAUAACUUAAAUGUAUUAGUUUGAUAUCGAAAAUAAUAUUCUGUAGUUUGUCGAAAA